Messenger RNA from Zingiber officinale, 4311 nucleotides. RefSeq names its product probable histidine kinase 6. Lineage: Eukaryota; Viridiplantae; Streptophyta; Magnoliopsida; Zingiberales; Zingiberaceae. The coding region runs from base 906 to 3962 and encodes 1018 amino acids. The record is from RefSeq and is a predicted model, not a curated record. Gene Ontology annotation, molecular function: phosphorelay sensor kinase activity. Gene Ontology annotation, biological process: phosphorelay signal transduction system; phosphorylation. The transcript has 11 exons.
ACGGGCUCAAAGCCCGUCGCUGACGGCUGCGAUCGGAGGUCAACGUGUUCUUUCCCCCUCGCUUCCAUGUGGCCCUGCGCGGUGGUGGGAAACUACUAAAACCCUAAUCUUUCGAGGCUCUGGAUAUCUCUUUCGACAACGAAAAGGUCUUCACGAUCACCGCAUUUGGAGCGGGAGCUGACCUGGAACCCGAAGUUGCUUCGGGUGAAGGUAAAUAUCCGAGAGGGGGGCUUCUUGGUCGCCGCUCGCUUGCAUACUUGAGACUGUCUUGCAAAAUCUGGUCUUGGAGGUGGAAGCCAAUCGCAUUAGGAUUCCUUUGAAGAACAGGUAGAUUGCAACUAAAAACAAAUCGCUGAGAGCGAGGGAAGAACAAGAUUUUUUUUUUUUGUUGGAACUGUGGGUUAGGAUUGGGAAGUGGGAGGUAGGUGGAAGCGGAAGAAGCGGGAUUUUAUAUUGAGCUAAAUCCUCGACGCUACCGCUCUGGGAAAGCGAUUUUUCUCCAAAGUAUUGUAAGCUUCUCGCGUAAUUGUGCUCCGGUUGCGGAGGAAGACCAGAUUUUUUUUUUAUUUCCAUUUUUUAUGCUAAUUACGCUUCUACCCUUAAAUCUCAAUUCUGAGCUUGAAGGUUGUGUUUCUUCCCCUUCGAGCUUUUUAAUACAGAGUGGAACGGGAGAGAGACGAACGUGCUCAGUUGUUGUCGCCAGUACCAAACCACAACUUGACUCGCCUUCGCUUUGUAUUUUUUUAAUGGAGGAGAGAGAGAGAUAGCAGAGAAGAAAACCAGAGAAGAGAGAGAGGCGAGCUGGCUGUCUCGCUCAUUGCCAUUGGGAUAAGCGGGGUUUCCCCCUUUUAAGAAGGUCUUAACCACGCCUUCAUCCUCUUUCCCGCAAAUCAACACAAGAAUUGAUGCUGUUUGCUUGGAGCCAAACCAAGCUAAACUGCAAUUUGGACGUUCCCCCGCCGCAGAGCGAGAAAGCAGAUCCAAAGGUGGGAAUUUUGCAAAAGGUUGGUGGUGCGACUUUGAGUCGGAAAAAGAAGAGGGCAUUCAUGGAGGACAGAAGGAAGAUGAUGUGGUGGUGGAGGCGGAGGGCAGCGGUGGUUGGCGGAGUGGCGAUUGCGGUGGGCGUGUUCUUGGCGUCGCACUGCUACUUCCGGAGGGAGAACAUGGUUAAGGCGGAGGAAGCGCUGGUGAGCAUGUGCGAGGAGCGUGCGAGGAUGAUUCAGGACCAGUUUGCUGUAAGCGUCAACCAUGUGCACGCCCUCGGCAUCCUCAUCUCCACUUUCUACUACCAGAAGCAGCCACCAGCCCUUGAUCAGGAGACGUUUGCAUACUAUACUGCAAAAACAGCCUUCGAACGACCUCUGUUGAAUGGGGUAGCAUAUGCCGAGCGAGUUGUUCAUUCCCAAAGGGAAACAUUUGAGAGUCAACAGGGGUGGACAAUCAUGACCAUUAAAAGAGAGCCAUCACCCAUACAGGAUGAGUAUGCUCCCGUAAUUUAUUCCCAGGAGACUGUAUCUCAUAUCGGGGCACUUGAUAUGAUGUCCAGCGAGGAGGAUAGAGAGAAUAUUUUACGGGCUAGGGCUACUGGGAAAGCUGUUCUCACAAAACCUUUUAGGCUUCUUAAGUCGAAUCAUCUUGGUGUAGUUUUGACAUUUCCAGUAUAUUAUGCCGGCCUUCCUGAGGAUGCAACAGUAGAACAACGUGUGCAAACAACUGCAGGAUAUCUUGGGGGUGCGUUUGAUGUAGAGUCACUUGUGGAAAAUUUAUUGAGGCAGCUUGCUGGUAGUCAAGAUAUUGAGGUAAAUGUUUAUGAUAUAACCAAUACUACUGAAUCCCUGAUCAUGUAUGGGCCUCAAGAUCCAGAGGGUUAUAUGCCUCUUUCACAUGUCAGCAUGCUUGAUUUUGGAGAUCCAUUCAGAAAGCACCAAAUGCAUUGCAGGUACAGGGAAAAACCUCCCCUUCCACUGUCUGCUAUUACAACUCCAUUUGGUAUCUUUGUAAUCAUCAUGCUUGGUGGUUACAUAGUAUUUACUGCAAAGAAUCGUUAUGACAAUGUUAAAGAAGAUUGUCGGAAGAUGGAAGAACUAAAAGUUCAAGCAGAGGCUGCAGAUGUUGCAAAAUCUCAGUUUCUUGCAACUGUAUCGCAUGAGAUAAGAACACCUAUGAAUGGUGUACUAGGAAUGUUAGACAUGCUUUUGGAUACUGACCUUAAUUUAACCCAGAAGGAUUAUGCUCAAACUGCUCAAGUUUGUGGCAAGGCAUUAAUUUCACUAAUCAAUGAAGUUCUUGACCGGGCAAAAAUUGAAGCUGGCAAGUUGGAGAUUGAGGCAGUUCCAUUUGAUUUGAGGUCAAACCUUGAUGAUGUGAUCUCCUUGUUUUCUUCAAAAUCAAGAGAGAAGGGCAUUGAACUCGCUGUAUUUGUAUCUGAUAAAGUUCCAGAAGUCGUCACUGGCGACCCUGGGAGAUUUCGGCAGAUAGUAACAAAUCUAGUGGGGAAUUCAGUUAAAUUUACUGAGAGGGGCCAUAUAUUUGUUCAAGUCCAUUUGGUUGAGAACUCAAAUCCAGGGAUAGAAGAAGUUUAUGCUGGCUUAAAUGGGCAAACAAGAGCAGAUAAAGUUCAUAAUUUUAAUACUUUGAGUGGAUUUCAAGCUCCAGAUGUUAGAAAUAGUUGGGAGAAUUUCAAGCUUCUACUUUCAGAUGAAAAGUUAGCACCUGAGGUCUCAGGAAGUGAAGUGACAUCCAAGAAAGCUGAGGAAAAUGUCACUCUGAUUGUCAGCGUUGAAGAUACAGGGAUUGGGAUCCCCUUACGAGCCCAGGAUCGUGUCUUCACACCUUUCAUGCAAGCUGACAGCUCAACUUCCAGAAACUAUGGAGGUACUGGGAUUGGCUUGAGCAUUACUAAAUGUCUGGUUGAAUUGAUGGGCGGGCAAAUUAGCUUCAUCAGCCAACCAAAUGUUGGAAGUACGUUUACAUUUAGUGCUGUUGUCAAGAGCUGCAAUAAAGAUACAAUUACAGAGACAAAGAGAUCUCCUUUCGAGAUUCUACCUUCUGGGUUUACUGGAAUGAAAGCAUUCCUAAUUGAUGGCAAACCAGUUAGAAGUGCUGUAACACAGUACCAUUUAAAUAGGUUGGGCAUAGCUGUUGACAUUUCAGAAACAGUCAAGACGGCAUUAAUUUCCUUGGUUGGACGGAAUGGUAGUCUAAAAACUGGGAGACAACCGUACAUCAUAUUUGUUGAAAAAGACUCAUGGUACACUGGUAUGGAUGUUGACUUGCAUGAUCAACUGUUGUCGCUUAAGCAAAAUGGUUGCAUCCUAGAAUUGCCAAAGGUCAUACUCUUGGUGACCCAUGAAUCUGAGAAAACAAAAGCUGGUUCUAUUAUCGAUACUGUGAUCAUGAAACCUCUCAGAGCAAGCACCGUAGCAGCAUGCCUUCAUCAUGUGCUUGGAAUAGAAAAGCCACAAAGGAAAGACAUGUUGAAUGGUCCAGCUAACCUGCACACUCUAUUAGCAGGUAAGAAUAUAUUGGUGGUCGAUGACAACAAAGUAAAUCUUAGAGUUGCUGCAGGCAUCCUUAAGAAAUAUGGAGCGAGGGUGGAAUGUGCUGAAAGUGGGAAAGAUGCUGUUUCACUCCUCCAACUGCCACAUAAGUUUGAUGCCUGUUUCAUGGAUGUUCAGAUGCCUGAAAUGGAUGGGUUUGAAGCAACUAAACUUAUACGGUCGAUGGAGAGCUUGGCAAAUGAAUGCAUCAAGAAUGAAGGAGACUCUAUAUAUGGGGAGGAAUCUACGAUUGCUAAGUGGUACCUGCCGAUUCUCGCCAUGACUGCUGAUGUGAUCCAAGCCACAUAUGAGAAGUGUAUGCAAUCUGGAAUGGAUGGAUAUGUCUCUAAGCCCUUUGAAGAAGAACAACUUUAUCAGGCAGUUGCUAAGUUCUUGGUAUCAAAAUCUAAGUCGGACUCAUGACAAGUAUUUUUCCACUAAAAGAUCUCUAGCGCAGAGGUUGUGGAUGCAACCAGAUGGAUGUCAGUGCCAAUAAUGGUAGAACAACCUCAGAAAGGAUACAUUGUACAAAGGAGUAUGACGGUCUCUGCAAAAUGUUGACAAUUUCAGCUGUAGGUGACGGCAGAUGUUCUCAAAUUUCUUUGUUUUUGUUCGAUAUAUUUGCUGUUUGGAUGUAAGGGCUUCUAAAUGUCAUUCGUUGAAAGAAAUGCAUAUUGUAGUUUUUUCUUCCAAUUUUUUGAUAAAAUUAAGACAUUCCUUGUAUAGGAAGUAUGUUCGACUUCGAGACUCAAGGUUGUGAUGGUUUUUACCA